Messenger RNA from Prorocentrum cordatum, 1537 nucleotides. Lineage: Eukaryota; Dinophyceae; Prorocentrales; Prorocentraceae. The record is from the annotation of a GenBank genome assembly.
AGCCGUUGUGGCUGAAGAUGUUAUGUUCCCCAGUGGAGAAUCCUCCCCCGCGGGUGCGCGCGCUCGAAACGGCGACGCUCCGCAAGGUCGCCCCCGGCCCCUGCAACUGGGCUUCUAAGGAGGACCUGUGGUACCUUCGGGAGGGUUAUGGGCAGGCCAAAUCGUGCGUUUCGAUUGAGCUAAUGGCCCAGGCGGCCCAGCUCCGAGUUGCUCAUCAUGAAUCGUGGACUGCUUCGGGGGGCUCCUUGGGCACCCGGGCUAGGCGAAUGGAAGGGCUGAUCGGGGCGCCCUCCUUCCUGCAGAGGCGAUUUCGUUGGAAUGACUGGUAUUCGAGGUCGUACGCUGGUCUGCUUUACCGGAACCGGUUCUCCAUGAGUGCCAGGGGCAUCACAUUCGACACCAUCGCGUCCAACAUCAAGCUCGCAUCCCCAAGCGUAGAAGACGGGCCAAAGAUGGAGCGAAGGGUACGCAAUGGCUUCCAGCGUGAGGCCUACAAGCUUUUUAAGGCGAAGGGCCAACCUGAUUUCGUCGGGCGGAUCCGCCACAAGACGGCCAGGUGGCAUCUUUCGGGCCCGCCGGCACGCUCGGCCGCCCGUGUGGCACGCCAUGUUCAACGCCUUCCUGCCUUCGUUGCACCUCGUGUUCAAGCCGCAUGUUUGUCAACGUUGUGGAACAGAUGGUGCACGCCACGUCGUUUACAGAAUCGGGCUUCCCCCACGAACCGGUGUUUGCUGGGCUGCCCAGGCCAUGCGGAGGAUUCGAUCGAGCACUACAUAUUUUGCAGGUGCGUGCGACGGGUCGCCGAUAAUUUCCUCAACAUGCGCCGCAUCACGCCCUUCACAGUUGACCAUUUUAUGCUGGCGCACCAGGUGUUCUCGGAGGACGCGGAGGCCUUGACUUGCAUGGCAGUCCUCCUGUACGCCGUGUAUGAUACGACCAACCAAUACAGACCGCUUGGCGGAGUAUCGGAGAACACAGCGUUCGAGGCCAUCCAGCAGCAGUGUCGCAACGCCGUGGCGGGGCACAGCGCCAGCAUGAGGAUCGUGGAUUCGCUCUGGGCUGAGCGGCCCCAGAUCCGCCCCCGCAGGAAGACUCCUAUGUAUUUUCCUCUUCCCAUUUUCCCUCGCUUCCUCCUUCUGGUUCGUCUGUUGUGCUCCAGCGUGGUACGGCGACCGCAGCCUUGCCUACCCUCUGCGGGGUAGGGCCCGCUGUGCCUCCAGGCCAGUUUCCUUCGAUUUGUGUUAGUUGCCCCGUCUCCCGCAAUAGGUGAGGAAGACAGCGGCUUUCAAAUGCAACCGUCUUGUCGCUCGUUUUUUCUCCUCCUCCGCCUCCUCCUCCCUUGGUUCUCCUCCUCCUCCUCUCUCCUGCGUGCUCCAGAUUUGCUCCGCCGGAGCACGUUCCAGCGUGCUCCGGAAACGCCUCGCCGGAGCACGUUAGAUUCGGUGCCCUUUUCUAGUGGGCUCGCAUAAAACUGUAUAUACAUAUCCCUAGUUUUGAUGGGUCGCGAACUUGUUCCAACGCCAAUCGCGACACGGAA